Messenger RNA from Diaporthe citri, 831 nucleotides. RefSeq lists its product as uncharacterized. The record is from RefSeq and is a predicted model, not a curated record. Bases 1 to 831 code for a protein of 276 amino acids. Lineage: Eukaryota; Fungi; Ascomycota; Sordariomycetes; Diaporthales; Diaporthaceae. The transcript is spliced from 2 exons.
AUGUUGCUAAAGGUAGCUAUCCUGAUCGACUGGGCACACCUCUUCAACCCCCUGAAGAAACGCAACGCCAUGUUCUGGGCGAUCCGCAUCCUUCUGGUCGCGAACAUGGUCCACUACAUUACUGCAACUUUCCUAGAAGCGUUCCGCUGCGGGCCACAGAGACGGCUCUGGGACGUCUUCUACAAAGGGGGUUACUGUCCCAUCAAUGUAGUUGUGCUGAACCUGGUCGCAUCGUCUGUUAAUGUCGUCUCCGAUGUCGCUAUCCUGGUCCUUCCCCAAUGGGUCAUCUGGAGGUUGAAUAUGACAAGAUCCGCCAAGGCUGGGGUCUCGGUGCUGUUCCUGAUCGGAAUCUUCGCCGUCGUAUGUGCAUUUUGCCGCGUGGUUUGGCUCACCAAGCUUCUGGACUCAAAGGAUGAGAUAUACCUAGCUCCGAUUACCGGCGCCUUUGCCAUGGGCGAGAUGACUGCCGCAUUCCUGAUCAUAGGCGUACCCUCCGUUCCCAGGGUGUUCCGGACAUUGUUCUCCCAAGGCUCGUCCGUGCGGUCCCUGAUGAGUAGGAUCAGGCUCCUGAGCUGGACCGGGAGGAGGCGUAUCUCUGAGGGGCCGGAUGGCGGCAGCGGCGGGACACUGGGCCGGCCAUCUUGGCAUAACCCGGCACACCACACGCCUCGCGGUCUGUGGGAGUUCAGCGACAAUGACACGUUUGACCUGUUGUCAGUCUCGACCGCACACGUUGAGGCGGACCGGCACCCGGCUUAUGAUGUGAACUUCCCACAGAAUUCUAUCAAAAGAGACAUGAGAGUAGAUGUCGUCAACGAACGGAUUGGCUAG